Symbiodinium necroappetens is the source of this 1413-nucleotide messenger RNA. NCBI's taxonomy places the organism in Eukaryota, Dinophyceae, Suessiales, Symbiodiniaceae. The record is from the annotation of a GenBank genome assembly.
AUGCGCCGCAGGGGAAUUCAGCCCAAUGUGGUGACCUACAACUCGCUCAUCAAGGCUUCACAACAGAAUGCACGGCAAUCUUGGCGGCUCGUGCAGGAGAUGCAACGGGCGGGCCUGGAGCCAGAUGCCUUCACCUGCUCGAUCUUGGCAGCAGGACUGCGACACUCUCCGACCUCGCAGGGCCUGGACCAAAUCCUGGAGCUGAUGUCCAAAGGCGGGAUCGUGCUGGACGAAGUGCUGCUGAACUGCUUGUUGGAUGUCUGCAUCCGGCUGAAGGACCCUUCGAGACUACCGGAACUGCUGAGACGCUGGGAAACGACGGGACUGGCACCCUCGUCUCAUGCCUGCGUGAUGCUGAUGCGCGCCCACGGGCAUGCCAGGAACUUGCCUGAGGCCUGGCGUCUCUGGCGGCGGCUGCUAGAUGACGAUACGAUGCCGACGGAGGAUGCCUUCAUGAGCAUGGUAGAUGCUUGCUUGGCGACCUCGGACGUCAAGGCGGCCUUGCGUGUCUUCAAGGAAUGUCGGGCUCUCCUUGCUGGCUUCCCGCGAGCUGCUGUGGCCUUCGCGCUGGCUGUCAAGGCUGCGACUGCGUCCCAGCAGCUGGCCGCUGCAGUGGAGCUCUACGAAGAAACCAAGGGUUCACUGCGACUCACCGCGGUCACGUACAACACCCUGAUAGAUGCAUUGGUGCGUGCUGGAGAUCUCAAGCGAGCCAUGCAGCUGUUUCGGGACAUGGCGUGCCAGGAUACAGGACCCGAUCUCAUCAGCUUCUCUAUCCUCAUCAAAGGCUUUGCCAGCUCGGGAGACCUCGAGACAGCGAUCCUGCUUCUGGGCCAGAUGCAGGGCCAAGGGAUUCAGCCAGACUCGAUACUCUUCAACUCCAUCCUGCAUGGCUGUGCUCGGAGUCAGAGGCGUGCUCUGACGGAAGAGGUCCUGGCUGAUAUGGAGAAAGCCGGGGUUGCGCCCUCCAACUUCACAGUCUCUAUUCUAGUCAAGCUGUACGGCCGCUGCGGAGAUCUGCCGGCGGCACUGGAGGUUAUUGAGGAUUAUCCGAAGCGCUUCGGAUUCCGGCUCAAUACGCAGGCCUACACCUGCCUGAUGUCCACAUGUAUUUGGAGUGGCGACUUACCCAAAGCCUUUGACGCGUACCGGCGCAUGCUCGAGGAUGGCAUUGAAGCAGAUGGGAAGACCUUCGAGACACUGCUAAGUGGCUGUGUGAAGUUCGGAGAGGCGAUCAGGGCCUCGCGGGUUCUAGCCGACGCUCUGAGCUGCUCAGUUCGCCUGAACCGAGAGACUCUCGAGUCGGCCGUGGUCAUGGCCCACAAUCGCAACCCCGAUGUAGCUUCCGAGAUGAUCAACCGCAUGACGCAGGCCGGGCUCUCACGAACCCAGCACAGACCUUCCGGCCUGUGA